GGUUGCCUCCGUGGGAUGCGGGUGGCGUCGCGGUGGCCGAGUCCACGGCCGGAUCCCCGGGACCUUUCGCGACUCUAGUGGCUCUCAGGCGGCUUUCACUUCUCGGUGGCGGGGCCUCUUGCAGUCUCGCGGCUGCGGGCACAGUGUAGGACAGGAGGAUACCCCCCAUCCCUCACUCCGCCGCCACAGCCAUGUCUACAGCGGAGGCUGCGGCGACAGCCCAGGCCCGGGCACCCGGCAGCAGAAUCAAGUCCAGCAGCCCUCGCCAAAUCCCGGUAGUCGGGGUGGUGACGGAGGACAAGGAGGCGCAGGGUGUUUCCGAGCCUAUGGACCUAAAUCGUGUCAUCAAACUCCUUGAAGAGACUGGUAAAGAUGAUUUAGAAGAAAAACAACUUAUAUCUGUCAAGAAAAUGGUGCAGUGUUAUCAGAAUGGACUUCCCCUAAGGGAUUUAGCACAGAUAUUUAAAAUUCUGAAUCUGUGUACAGGAAAAAUUAAAAAACAGCCCCAUUUUCUAGAACCUGCAUAUAAUAUCCUAAAAUUAUGUGGCUUGCCAUUUUUGAAAAAGAAAGUAUCGGAUGAAAUAACAUAUGCUGAAGAUACUGCUAAUUCAAUUGCACUUCUGGGUGACUUAAUGAUAAUACCAAGUUCUGAAUUGAGGAUACAAAUUUGUAAGUGUAUUAUUGACUUUUAUCAUGCAGAACCACCAAAGAAGCAUAUUACAGGUUACCAGCAGGCUAGUUCAUCAUAUAAGAUUAAAAUGGCUGAAGUUGGAGGAUUGGCAAAAACAAUGGUCCAGUCAUUGGCGUUGCUUGAAAAUCAACUUGUUGAGAAACUUUGGGUACUUAAAGCUCUACAGCAUCUCUCAGCUUCUGAAGUUAAUUGUACUUUAAUGGUGAAAGCACAAGCAGCCAGUGGAAUCUGUGCUCACCUCAAUGACCCAGAUCCCUCUGGACAGCUUCUAUUUCGUUCAUCCGAAAUACUUUGGAACUUAUUGGAAAAAUCUUCAAAAGAAGAAAUCAUACAACAGCUUAGUAACUUGGAAUGUUUGCUGGCUUUGAAGAAAGUAUUUAAAAAUCUGUUUACAAGAGGUCUUAGUCAUUAUGAUCGUCAGCUUAGAAAUGACAUAUUAGUGAUCACAACAAUUAUAUCUCAAAAUCCUGGAGCACCAAUGAUUGAGUGUGGCUUUACCAGGGAUUUGAUAUUAUUUGCAACCUUUAAUGAAGUUAAAAGCCAAAAUCCUUUGGUAAAAGGUCUUAAGUUUUCUAAUUCCUAUGAAGAUUUUGAGUUGAAGAAAUUGCUAUUCAAUAUAAUUGUGACCUUUUAUAAAGAUUUAUCUACUAUACAGCUAUUAAUUGAUGGCAAAGUUAUUUUGGCUUUGUUUACCUAUGUUAAAAAGCCUGAGAAACACAAAAUAGUUGAGUGGUCUGCAGCACAGUAUGAAGAAUUACAACUGCAUGCAAUUGCCACUUUGUCAUCAGUGGCUCCUUUUUUAAUAGACGAGUAUAUGUUGUAUCAGGGAAAUGCUCACGUCCUUGCAUUUUUAGAAUGGUGUGACAGUGAAGAUUCCUUCUUUAGUCAUGGGAACAGUUUUCAUGGCACAGGUGGCCGUGGAAACAAGUUUGCCCAGAUGCGUUACAGUUUAAGACUCUUGAGAGCCAUGGUCUACCUUGAGCAUGAGACCAUAAACAAGGAUCUUUGUGAAAAGAGAGCAAUUCAGCAACUGAUAGGAAUCUUUAAAAAUACAGUAAGCAAGUAUAAUGAUAAGGAAGAGGCCAUUCUUUUGGAAAUUCAAUCUGAUAUUUUACUUAUUUUAUCUGGUCUUUGUGAACAUCAUAUUCCUAGGAAGGAAAUUUUUGGAACUGAAGGAGUGGAUAUAAUUCUUCAUGUAAUGAAAACAGACCCCAAGAAGUUACAGAGUGGAUUAGGCUAUAAUGUACUUCUUUUUAGUACAUUGGACAGCAUUUGGUGCUGCAUUUUGGGAUGUUACCCCUCAGAGGAUUACUUUCUUGAAAAGGAAGGCAUUUUUCUCCUUUUGGAUUUAAUGGCAUUGAACCAAAAAAAAUUCUGUAAUCUAAUACUUGGAAUACUGGUUGAAUUUUGUGAUAAUCCCAAAACUGCAGCUCAUGUCAAUGCUUGGCGAGGGAAGAAGGAUCAGACAGCUGCUAGUCUUUUAAUUAAAUUGUGGAGAAAGGAAGAAAAAGAACUAGGAGUAAAACGUGAUAAACAUGGGAAGAUCGUUGAUACAAAGAAACCUCUAUUUACUAGUUUUCAAGAAGAGCAAAAAAUCACACCACUGCCUGCUAACUGCCCAACCAUUGCAGUUAUGGAUGUUGCUGAGAAUAUCAGAGCAAAAAUUUAUGCUGUGUUGGGCAAACUAGAUUUUGAAAAUUUACCUGGCUUAUCUGCUGAAGAUUUUGUUACCCUCUGUAUCAUACAUAGAUACCUUGAUUUUAAAAUUGGAGAAAUAUGGAAUGAAAUAUAUGAAGAAAUAAAAUUAGAAAACUUAAGACCAGUCACUACAGACAAAAAAAUUUUGGAAUCUAUUAUAACAGCAUCAGAAAAUAUUGGAAAGAUGGUUGCUUCUCUGCAAAGCGAGAUGAUUGAAAGCCAAGCACGCCAAGAUGUGCAAAACGAACAAAAAGUAUAUACAAAAGUACAAGCCACACACAAGCAAAGAGAAUUGGCUAAUAAAUCAUGGGAAAAUUUCUUGGCUAGAACAUCAAAUGUUAAAACUUUAAAGAAAGCAAAAAGACUUCAAGAGAAAGGUAUAGAAUCCUCUAGAUACAGUGAACGUCCACCAAAUGCAAUAUUUCACCGGACAGAUAUUGAAGGCCUUAACACAACAGUGCCCUCUGGUGGGGUCGUAACAGUGGAAAGCACUCCUGCCCGAUUAGUGGGAGGACCUCUGGCUGAUACAGAUAUUGCUCUUAAAAAACUUCCUAUUCGAGGAGGAGCCUUACAGAGAGUAAAAGCAGUAAAAACUGUGAAUGAGCCAGAGAAGAGCGUUCCUACAUAAAAUACUCUGGAGACUUUUUGAAAUAAAUUCUGCUUAUAAUUUUUUAGUUAAAU
Molecule: messenger RNA, 3070 nt
Organism: Balaenoptera musculus (blue whale)
Lineage: Eukaryota; Metazoa; Chordata; Mammalia; Artiodactyla; Balaenopteridae
Gene: CFAP69
Product: cilia and flagella associated protein 69
Exons: 23
Coding region: 192-3017 (941 amino acids)
Biological process (GO): response to odorant; positive regulation of flagellated sperm motility; olfactory behavior
Cellular component (GO): sperm midpiece; non-motile cilium
Source: RefSeq, a predicted model, not a curated record